AUGAUAAAAUACUACCUCUGUUUUUUAGAUGAGAGUUAGUUCUCUCUCCUGUUUAAGUAGGAUUUUCAGUAAACAUAGUUACCCCUUAAUACUCACUCUAGAUUAGGUUAUUAAUUGGAGGUAUGUGAGGAUCUGAUUUUAUCUUAAGAGAUGCAUCAAUUGUAUUAUCAAAACUCUAUACUUACUAAAGGGAUAUAUUUUAUGGAGAAAAGCUAUUUUUUUUAAUUUGAGGAAGUUAAGAUUGUGUUCUCUUCCUAGAUAGCUUUUUAUUGUGAGGUCUAACUGUAGUUAUAAUAUCACUUAGCUCAAUAGCUUUUUAUUCUAAUUAAAUUUUAGGAGGAGAGACUGAUUUCUUACUUAACUUGCUGGGAGAAUGAAAUCUUUAAGAGAGUUUAAUGGGUGAAUUAGAUUUUUUCGAUAUUUUACUUAUAUUAAUACUUAUAUCCACAUCAAUUUACUAUAUGUAAUCCUUAUUUUUUUUAGGACUUUUCAAAAUUUACAUAAGUUAACUUUAAUCUUUUAGGCCAAUUUGUUAUGGAUUUGUUUACUUCACAGCCAUUGUUCUAGGAGUUAGAAUGUUUCUACAUUAUGGACAAUUUUUUUACUUUUUAAUCCAUUCUUACAAGCAAUCCGCAUGGAAAUGGUGAGAACAAUAAGUUUUUCUAAUAUCUUCAUCUAAUUCAAAUUCGCAAAGACAGACAGGACAUGCUGGUUCCUCUUCUUGUCCUUAUUACAAUUGAUUUUUAAGCUCCUAAGUGUAUUUGA
Tetrahymena thermophila SB210 is the source of this 765-nucleotide messenger RNA. RefSeq lists its product as hypothetical. The record is from RefSeq and is a predicted model, not a curated record. The transcript has a single exon. Lineage: Eukaryota; Ciliophora; Oligohymenophorea; Hymenostomatida; Tetrahymenidae.